UGGAGGUACAAGUAGAUUUUGUAAACAAAAUACUUGCUAGCAUUUGGACUAGUUGCAGUGGCGGAAAUUGGGCGCUUUUUGUGAAAUCUGUGUGAAAUACGGCUGAAAAUGUUAUCAGCUAUGAUCAAAGACCAUCAGGCCAAACAGGCGGCCAAAAAAGAAGAGCAAGAACGGCGCAGAAAAGAAGCUAUCUUGUCUGCGAAUGAGCUGACGCAGAAUCUGGUGGACCAUCUGAAUGUGGGUGUUGCUCAGGCGUAUCUUAAUCAGAAACGUCUGGAUUCCGAAGCCAAACAGCUGCACAUCGGAGCCACCAACUUUGCGAAACAGACAUCCCAGUGGUUGGCAUUGAUAGAGAAUUUUAACGGUUCCCUCAAGGAAAUUGGUGAUGUGGAAAAUUGGGCCAAAACAAUCGAGAGUGAUAUGAACGUGAUAACAACUGCCCUCGAGAUUGCCUACAAGACGAGCCGGGAAAAGUAGGGGCCAAUCAGGACCUUGCUAUUCAAUUGGACUGCCUCCCAAAAUUCUACCAUACCUUAACCUUAAGUUAUCCACUAACUAUAAGAAUGAUGAUCACCAAAAGCGGUCAGCGAGAAUAAAUCAUUCCAAAGGCUAUUCCGGCACCAUUUUUCGACUUUAA
Molecule: messenger RNA, 637 nt
Organism: Anopheles darlingi
Lineage: Eukaryota; Metazoa; Arthropoda; Insecta; Diptera; Culicidae
Gene: Blos1
Product: biogenesis of lysosome-related organelles complex 1 subunit 1
Exons: 4
Coding region: 109-477 (122 amino acids)
Biological process (GO): endosomal transport
Cellular component (GO): BLOC-1 complex
Source: RefSeq, a predicted model, not a curated record